Lepidothrix coronata (blue-crowned manakin) is the source of this 1628-nucleotide messenger RNA. Its product is annotated as keratin, type II cytoskeletal 5-like. Bases 84 to 1574 code for a protein of 496 amino acids. Gene Ontology annotation, molecular function: structural constituent of skin epidermis. Gene Ontology annotation, biological process: intermediate filament organization; keratinization. Lineage: Eukaryota; Metazoa; Chordata; Aves; Passeriformes; Pipridae. Gene Ontology annotation, cellular component: keratin filament. The record is from RefSeq and is a predicted model, not a curated record. The transcript is spliced from 7 exons.
CCUCGCCCUCUGCUCUUUUCCUGCCGCGCAGCUUCGGUUCUCCGGCCCUUUUUUUUCCCCUGCUCUUUGCGUCUGCAGCCACCAUGAGCCGGAUCUCUUUCCGAUCAUCCACCGGAGGGGGCAUGAGGGGCUUCAGCUCGGGCUCUGCCAUCGUGGGAGGCGGCGGCGGGGGCACCAGGAGCAGCUUCAGCUCCGUCUCCGUCUCCAGAGUCGGGGGAGGAAGAGCCGGAGGCGGAGGAGGCUUCGGAGCCGGCGGUGGCUUCGGCAGCAGGAGCCUCUACAACAUGGGUGGAAGCAAAAGGAUCUCCAUCGGGGGGCUCCGGAGCGGAGCCGGUGGCGGAUUCGGCUUCGGCGGCGGCGCCGGCUUCGGGCUGGGCUACGGUGGCGGUGGAGCCACUUUUGGCUUAGGAGGAGCCGGUGCCGGUGGCGGUUACGGGCUGGGAAGCGGAUUCGGGCUGGGAGGUCCCGGAUUCGGCGGCCGAAGCGGCCCCGGGUUCCCCGUGUGCCCCCCCGGCGGCAUCCACGAGGUGACGGUGAACCAGAGCCUGCUGGCCCCCCUGAAGCUCGACAUCGACCCCGAGAUCCAGAAGGUGCGGACGCAGGAGCGGGAGCAGAUCAAGACCCUCAACAACAAGUUCGCCUCCUUCAUCGACAAGGUUCGCUUUUUGGAGCAGCAGAACAAGGUGCUGGAGACCAAGUGGAGCCUCCUCCAGGAGCAGGGGCACACGGUCACCAGGAAGUCCCUGGAGCCCCUGUUCGAAGCCUACAUCGGCAACCUGCGGAGGCAGCUCGACAGCCUGGUGGGCGAGCGGGGCCGCCUGGACUCCGAGCUCAGGAACAUGCAGGACAUGGUGGAGGACUUCAAGAACAAAUAUGAGGAUGAGAUCAACCGGCGCACGGGGGCCGAGAACGAGUUCGUGGUGCUCAAGAAGGACGUGGACGGCGCCUACAUGAACAAGGUGGAGCUGCAGGGCAAGGCAGACUCGCUGGCAGAGGAGAUCAACUUCCUGCGGACUCUCUACGAGGCGGAGCUGUCCCAGAUGCAGCAGCAGGUCUCGGACACCUCGGUGGUGCUUUCCAUGGACAACAACCGGAGCCUGGACCUCAACAGCAUCAUCGCCGAGGUGAAGGCGCAGUACGAGGACAUCGCCAACCGCAGCCGCGCCGAGGCCGAGGCCUGGUACCAGAACAAGAGACCCCCCGGGAGCCUCGUUGGGUGCUCCCAGGGACAGUUGUCGGCGUCAUUCCUCACUUUCCCCUUUCCCAACAGGCUGGCUGGAGAAGGAGUGGGAGCCGUCAGCGUCUCCGUGGUCAGCAGCUCCAGCGGGAUGGGAUACGGCGGCGGGAGCUGCCUGGGGAUGGGCGGAGGGCUCGGGAUGGGCGGCGGCGGCGGCGGCGGCUUCUCCGUGAGCGGCGGCGGCUUCGGGGGCGGCAGCGGCGGCGGCUUCGGGGGGCUCAGCUACGGCGGGGGCAGCACCUUCAGCUCCGGCAGCAGCCGAGGCGUGAGCUCCAGCACGGGCGGCAGCGUCAGGAUCGUCUCCAAGACCACCACCAGCAAAAAGACCAUCAGAUAAGGGCGGGGAGCCCCCCGGGGGCGGCGGGAGCGGGUCCCGCCUGCCCCUGCCCUG